ACCUGGGUUUUGUUGUUCUUUUUGCCUCGGCAGGCAGUUCCAUACCCAACGAAUACAGUGACCGAGGACAUUUAUACCAACGGCUCAGCCACCCUGGGCAGCCCGGCGCAUGCAAAUGGCCGGGAAGUGCGGAAAAUGAGGUUCAUCCAGUUUGAGAAGGUCACGGAGGAGCCCAUGGGCAUCACGUUGAAGCUGAAUGAGAAGAAGAGCUGCAUGGUGGCCCGGAUCCUCCAUGGGGGCAUGAUUCACAGGCAAGGCUCCCUUCAUGUGGGCGAUGAGAUCCUAGAGAUCAAUGGGAAGAGUGUGGCCAACCACUCGGUAGACCAGCUCCAAAAGAUCUUGAAAGAAACCAAGGGAACAGUUUCCCUAAAGGUCCUUCCCAACCAGCAGAGCCGAAUUCCUGCCCUUCAGACCUUCAUGAGAGCUCAGUUUGACUACGACCCCCAAAAAGACAGCUUGAUCCCUUGCAGAGAAGCUGGGCUGAAGUUCCAGACCGGAGACGUCAUCGAGAUCAUCAACAAGGACGACAGUAACUGGUGGCAAGGCCGGGUGGAAGGUUCCCCCAACGGAUCAGCCGGUCUCAUCCCCUCUUUGGAGCUACAAGAAUGGCGCGUUGCAAGCAUGACCCAGGGAAAUCCCGGUGCAGCUCAGACCUGUAGCCCUUUUGGAAAAAAGAAGAAAUGCAAAGACAAAUAUCUGGCAAAACACAGCUCAAUUUUCGAUCAGCUGGACGUGGUGUCUUACGAAGAGGUGGUGAGACUGCCAGCUUUCAAGCGCAAGACCCUGGUGCUAAUAGGGGCUAGCGGAGUUGGACGAAGCCAUAUUAAGAACGCCCUGCUCAGCAAGAACCCGGAGAAGUUUGGCUAUCCCAUUCCAUACACUACCCGGCCCCAGAAGAAGAACGAGGUGGAUGGGAAAGAUUACCAUUUUGUUUCGACAGAGGAGAUGACGAGAGACAUCUCUGCCAACGAGUUCCUGGAGUUUGGGAGUUUCCAGGGCAACAUGUUUGGCACCAAGUUUGAGACGGUGCACAAGAUUCAUGAACAGGACAAAAUUGCUAUUCUGGACAUUGAACCACAGACGCUGAAGAUCAUCCAUACGGCCGAGUUCUCCCCUUUCAUCGUGUUCAUUGCUCCCACCAACAAAGGCAAUCAGUCGGAAACUUUGCAGCAGCUUCAGAAGGAUUCAGAAGCCAUCCGGAGCAGAUACGCCCACUACUUUGACCUGUCGCUCGUGAACAACGGUGUCGACGAGAGCCUCGAGCAAGUCCAGAAAGCCUUUGAGUGUGCCUGUAGUUCUCCACAGUGGGUUCCCGUUUCCUGGGUGUAUUGACUUGGUUGGGUGCUAGCAUAAAUUAAUUUCCAGACUACUCCCCCCCCGCCACCUCCCUACAGCAUGUGGAGGACAAGAUGGGUCAACCAUUCCCCAGCUAGGCACCUUGCCCCACGCACCCGCCUUUUGCCCUUCGCCCCCAGAACAGCCCCUGCUCUCUUACUGGCGAGGCAGUUCACAUACGUCUAAGCUGCAAACAUGCUCAGCAAGACACACGUCUGUUUACAGUAUGGAUUUGUUACCCCUGUAGCCCACAUGCCUCCCAACUGCCAGCAGGGAAGGCAAGAAGGGAGGCUAAUCCUCCACCGAGAGCACAUUGCCUUCGUGAGCGACAUCAGCAUCUUCAGGGAGAAAGCCAUAAAGCUAUGAAUGCUGAUAGAGGAGCUGAGCUCUCUUCUAUUUUAACAUCAAGCAGUAUAGCCUCAGUUUCAAUACGUUCUGUCAAUCCCUUCAAAUGACUUGUAAAGUAGGUGCUUCCCUGUAAUCAGGCACAGCCAUUCCCUUUGUUACAUGGUGACCCACCUACAUUGCAGUUAGUGGAGUUUGACUUCUACUAUUGCUAAGAGGUACAGGAAACUCCUCCUGCGCCAACUCUGCCUUCCCAGGGUUGUGGGCAGACAGUUUCAAAGAGCAGCAUACAGCUGUACAUUUGGGCUCAGAGGCAGAGCCAGAGCAGAGGCUAUCGUGUCUUAAGCCAUGGUGGAUAAUGCAAGGCAAAAACCCAUAAUCAGGUCCUGGCUUGACCCCUUGCAUGCUGUAUCAUGGCAUAUUCUGGUAAAUUAGAAUAGCUCACCUGUUGUGUGCAGGUAAAAUAAUCCAUUGUUUUUGCUUCUACCAAAAAACACUGAAUGACUCAUUUCACCUUCCCUCCACCCACAAGCACAACUGGGGGCGGGGGCGUUCCUCAAAUUAACCAUCCCUACCUUAACACAAGAUCAUUUUGUGUAACUAACGGUGAAGCUGGAGGAAUGCAAGCUUAAAGUGUAUUAAGCCUCAUAUUUUUGAGGAUGCAAAAAAACAACAACAACAAACCACCAAAACAAAACAGGCCAUGGAUGUGCAAUAGAGACUUCUGGUUGAGUCUUAUUACAGGGAGAACAACACGCAGCAAUAAAGUGUUAACAUAUGCUGA
Messenger RNA from Pogona vitticeps (central bearded dragon), 2464 nucleotides. NCBI's taxonomy places the organism in Eukaryota, Metazoa, Chordata, Lepidosauria, Squamata, Agamidae. The record is from RefSeq and is a predicted model, not a curated record.